UUUAUCGCUGGCUGUCCAGACGGAAGGUGCUGAAACGCUUUGUCGCGUGUCUGGAAGAAGUGAAAACUUUCCUGGGCAGCAAAGGGCUCACCUUUCCUGAGCUGGAACAGCCAGAGUGGCUGGAAAAGCUACACUUCAUGGUAGACAUGACAGCGCACCUGAACACGCUGAACACAGCUCUUCAGGGGAAAGGACGUACAGCCCUGCACAUGUUGGAGGAUGUUUUGGCAUUCGAGCGCAAGUUGACAGUGCUUGCCAGAGAUUUACAGAAAGGCACUUUGUCUCACUUCCCCAAUUUGAGAGAGUUCAAACAAGGUCACGACAUGAUAAUUUCGGAGUAUUUACAUUCUGCAAUCAUCGCAAUGCAAAUAUCGUUUGGGAAACGCUUCUGUGAGUUCAGAGAGGAAAAAAACACAUUAUCCUUCCCACUCACUCCCUUAAGCAUCGAUCCUUCCCUACUGAAUACGACUGCAUUGGCAGGUGUGAGUCAACCUGAUCUUGAGAUGGAACUGGCCGACAUAGCCGACAAAGACAUAUGGGUGUCCAAGUUUAGACGCUUGACAGCAGACCUUGAAGAUGUUGCCCGUCAGAAGGCCGUUCUUGCUCAGAAACACAAAUGGAGUGAUAUUGAAAACCUCACAGAUGACAGCUUGCGAUCCUGUGUAAAGAUGAAGGUGACAUCAUACAGCCCUGAUGUGCAGACGCUGUGCGCUGAGGUCCAGGAGCAGAAAUCCCAUUAACCAAGAUGACAGCUGGCUGACGUUAUUUUUGGUUUGCUGCUGGCGGAAAAUUUAAGUUCGGCGUUUUUCAUAAAUACAAGAAGGACUCAAAUAGACAUUGAAUAUUUUACUUAAAAGUAACUUUCAACCCA
Hypanus sabinus (Atlantic stingray) is the source of this 871-nucleotide messenger RNA. Its product is annotated as general transcription factor II-I repeat domain-containing protein 2-like. The transcript is spliced from 2 exons. The record is from RefSeq and is a predicted model, not a curated record. The coding region runs from base 138 to 740 and encodes 200 amino acids. NCBI's taxonomy places the organism in Eukaryota, Metazoa, Chordata, Chondrichthyes, Myliobatiformes, Dasyatidae.